Colletotrichum orchidophilum is the source of this 1869-nucleotide messenger RNA. RefSeq lists its product as uncharacterized. The record is from RefSeq and is a predicted model, not a curated record. Bases 1 to 1869 code for a protein of 622 amino acids. The transcript has a single exon. Lineage: Eukaryota; Fungi; Ascomycota; Sordariomycetes; Glomerellales; Glomerellaceae. Gene Ontology annotation, molecular function: L-amino-acid oxidase activity; polyamine oxidase activity. Gene Ontology annotation, biological process: amino acid catabolic process.
AUGCUUCCUUCUUUCAACUUCAAGAGCCGAGAUGCCUCUAUGGCUUCCACCGACAAGCGCACUCCUUUCUCUCCCAUUGGCAGCACUUCUGGAUCUCGUCUGGCUCACAGGCAAUCCUCUGGCGCUACCGAGCAGAAGGCUCGUCCUCAAGCCUGGGUUGACACUCCUCAGCUCAUCUACUCUGAGUGGAACAAGGCUGCCGGUGAUAUCAACCAGCCUCUCGGCACUCUGCCGUCGAACUUCUCUAUUUGUCUCGUCGGAGCCGGAAUCACCAACGUAGUUCUGGCCUUCAACCUGGCCAAGGCGGGCGCUGAUGUCACCUUGAUUGAGGCAACUGAGAGCGUCGGAGGCCGUCUGCGCUCCCUCCCUACGGCUGACGGGGUCAACGUUGCAGAGAUGGGUGCCAUGCGCUUCCCUCCCUCGGAAGAUCUUCUUUACUACUACGCCAACGAAUUCAACUUCACCUUCAUUCAGAACUUCCCCGACCCCGGAAAGGUUCCGACCGUUGUCUUCUACAAGGACAUAGCUACUACUUGGACCGACUCUAACACGGCUCCCACCGGUUUUGAGAGAGUCAAGAACGGCUGGAUUCAGCUCAUCUCAGAGGGUUUGACAGGCGGCAGUAGCUCUUUGGCCGCAGGAAGUCAGCUUACGACCUGGCUCAGCUCCAACGACACAGCCACUCGUAACCUUGCAGUUCCAGAGUGGCAGAAGUACCUGGACACUUUCGGCGAUGACAGCUUCUACACUGGCCUGCGUCGCAUUUUCGGCGAUGGCCACGAAUGGGACGUUCCGGGCGGCGAAGUCUGGACCGAGGAUGACUUUCAGCGCUUCGGCACCCUGGGCAUUGGUUCUGGUGGCUUUGGCGCUGUCUACUCUGCCGGCUUCAACUCCGUGUUCCGCCUAGUCGUCAACGGCCUUGAGUCAGACCAAGCUGUUUUUGCCAAGGUCACUGACUCCGGCCUGCAGCCUGCCGGUAUUCGGGAUCUUGCACAAACAAUCUGGGAAAAGGCCACUGAGCUGGGUGUCAAGACCAAGUUCUCGACUGUUGCCGAGGUCACUAGUGGUGGCGGCGAUCCUCUCAGCGGUCUUGCUGUCGGUGUUAGAGAGACUUCUGGAGGCGUUUCCACAAAUGUUGACUAUGACCUUGUCGUCGUCGGAACUAGCAACCGGGCUAUGAACUACGCUUUCACUCCGGUCUCGGAGACCACUGAGGACCCCAUCAUGCCAACAGAAGUUCAGAGAGCCAUAAACGAUCUUCACAUGACCGCCUCGUCCAAGCUCUUCAUCCGAACCAAGAAGUUCUGGGAAACUCAGGGGGCUGAUUUCCCACGAGUCAUUCUUUCGGACACGAACUUGCCCCAGACCUACACUUUGGACUACGGACACCCCGACUACGGCAUGGUCCUCGUCACUUAUGCCUGGGAGGAUCUUUCCCUACAGAUGACGGCGAUUACGGAUCCCAAGGAGCUUCUCACGGAGUUGAAGACCCAGAUCGACAGAAUCAUGCAAGAGUCCCAGUUCCCCGAGUAUGCUAGUUUCCUGGAACCUGUCACUGAUGACGAUAUUUACCUCAUUCACUGGCCACUUGACCGCUACUCGUACGGCGCUUUCUCUCUGGGAUUCCCUGGUCAAGAUGUUAGCAUCGAGUCUCUUUUCUACGAUUGGGAGAGAAUUAACCGGACCCAGACUACGCAGGUUCUCAUCAACAGCGACUGCACUUCUUUCCUUGGCGGGUGGGUGGACGGUGGUCUUCAGCCGGCUCACAACACACUCUCAGCAGUGUUGGAAAAGUUUGGAACCUUGAACUCUGCGGCAGCUCAUCUGGCUCCUUCUGCACUCCUUGGCUCUGGCUUGUACAAGUAUUAG